This is a messenger RNA of Prosopis cineraria, 1176 nucleotides long. Its product is annotated as structural maintenance of chromosomes protein 6B-like. The record is from RefSeq and is a predicted model, not a curated record. Gene Ontology annotation, biological process: double-strand break repair via homologous recombination. Gene Ontology annotation, molecular function: damaged DNA binding; single-stranded DNA binding. NCBI's taxonomy places the organism in Eukaryota, Viridiplantae, Streptophyta, Magnoliopsida, Fabales, Fabaceae. Gene Ontology annotation, cellular component: Smc5-Smc6 complex; nucleus; site of double-strand break.
UUCUGCUCUGGUUGAAUUUUGCAGGAGUACAACAAAAAGGCUUCUAUAAUUUGUUUGAGGAUGAACUUCAAUCUUUAGGUGGUUGUGAUGGAAGCACACCAGAGCAACUCAGUGCACAGAUAGAAAGACUAGCUCAGAGACUCAAGCGUGAGAGCCAAAGAUACACAGAAUCAUUAGAUGAUCUCAGGAUGUUGUGUGAGAAAAAAGAACGCAAGAUCAUGAGAAAGCAGCAAGCUUACAAAGCCUAUCGAACAAAGUUGAAUGCUUGCCAGAGAGCCUUAGAAUUGCGAAAGAACAAGUUUCGCAGAAAUGACUCUUUGAGGCGCUUGUUGUCUUGGAAAUUUAAUGCCCAUUUGGGAAGAAAAGGAUUCAGUGGACUUAUCACAGUCAAUUAUGAAGAAAAAUCCCUUUCAAUCAAGGUGCAAAUGCCUCAAGAUGCAUCGGGAUGUGCUGUUCGUGACACACGAGGCCUUUCGGGUGGGGAGCGUUCUUUUUCAACAUUAUGCUUUACACUAGCCCUUCAUGACAUGACAGAAUCCCCUUUCCGCGCAAUGGAUGAAUUUGAUGUUUUUAUGGAUGCAGUCAGUCGAAAGAUUAGCUUGGAUACUCUUGUGGAUUUUGCUGUGGAACAAGGAUCCCAGUGGAUAUUGAUCACCCCACAUGAUAUUAGUAUGGUUAGGCAGGGAAACAGGAUAAAGAAGCAGCAAAUAGCAGCUCCCCGUUCUUGAUCAAUAAUCAUCAUCUGUAAUUUAUUUGAAUGUCUGCUUUAGGUGUAGACGUGUAAGUAUGGUUCAAAGCGUUCUACUAUUGCCUUCGGUGCCAACACAGCACCAAUGACCUUUUGCUAAGGCUCAUUGGACAAGGUUGCGGGUUCUAUAUCGCCUGCCAAGGUAGUGUGUGUGGGUUAUGUAUGUUUUUCGAAAAAUGAACUGUUCGGACUUGCAUGACAUGAUGUAGAUAUGCCUGCCAUUUUUGUUGCUUGACUACCAUUUUUUGCUGGCACUAGUGAAUGGUAAGCAGUUUUACAUAUUCCUGUAGGCAGCAAAACUGAGGCAGACUUUUUAGCUAACCACAAUCAGCUGUUGCAAGUCAAUUAAAAUGCAUUGGAAGUUGGGUAAGGGAAGAUAUUUUCUUCCUUUGAAAUAUAUUAUUGUAGAAGAAAAUUUUAUACAUAAA